AUGGCAAGACUCACUAGUUUCCUCCUCCUUUCUCUCCUUUUCAUUUUCCCUCUCUGUCUCUGCGACAAGAGCAACGGAGGCAAACUCUUCCCAGGUUUCUAUGCCCAUUCAUGCCCGCAAGCCGGAGAAAUAGUGAGGUCAGUUGUGGCUAAAGCUGUUGCUAAAGAGACCCGUAUGGCUGCUUCCUUGUUAAGACUUCAUUUCCACGACUGUUUCGUUCAGGGUUGUGACGGCUCUUUGCUACUAGACAGCAGCGGGAGGAUAACGAGUGAGAAAAACUCAAACCCUAACAGUAAAUCAGCUCGUGGAUUCGACGUAGUUGACCAGAUCAAAGCUCAACUAGAGAAAGAAUGCCCUGGAACUGUCUCUUGUGCUGAUGUUCUAACCCUAGCCGCUAGAGACUCCUCUGUUCUUACUGGUGGACCAAGCUGGGUGGUUCCAUUGGGAAGAAGAGAUUCAAGAAGUGCGAGCUUGAGUGGUUCGAACAACAACAUCCCUGCACCAAACAACACUUUCCAAACAAUUCUCACAAAGUUUAAGCGUCAAGGACUCGAUGUCACCGACCUUGUCGCUCUCUCCGGGAGUCACACCAUUGGAUUCUCGAGAUGCACGAGUUUCAGACAGAGGCUAUACAACCAGUCCGGAAACGGUCGUCCAGACAUGACAUUGGAACAAUCAUUCGCUGCUAACUUGCGCCAAAGGUGUCCAAGAUCCGGAGGAGACCAGAUUCUCUCGGUGCUGGACACAAUCAGCGCAGCGAAGUUCGACAACAGCUACUUCAAGAACUUGAUAGAGAACAGAGGUUUGUUGAAUUCGGACCAGGUUCUGUUCAGCAGCAACGAGAAAUCUAGAGAGCUGGUGAAGAAGUAUGCAGAGGACCAAGGAGAGUUUUUUGAGCAGUUUGCGGAGUCGAUGAUCAAGAUGGGAAAUAUCUCUCCCAUGACUGGUUCUAAUGGCGAAAUCAGGAAGAAUUGCAGGAAGAUAAACUCUUGA
Microthlaspi erraticum is the source of this 993-nucleotide messenger RNA. NCBI's taxonomy places the organism in Eukaryota, Viridiplantae, Streptophyta, Magnoliopsida, Brassicales, Brassicaceae. The record is from the annotation of a GenBank genome assembly.